Molecule: messenger RNA, 765 nt
Organism: Dichomitus squalens LYAD-421 SS1
Lineage: Eukaryota; Fungi; Basidiomycota; Agaricomycetes; Polyporales; Polyporaceae
Product: superoxide dismutase mitochondrial
Exons: 4
Coding region: 1-684 (227 amino acids)
Biological process (GO): superoxide metabolic process
Cellular component (GO): mitochondrion
Molecular function (GO): metal ion binding; superoxide dismutase activity
Source: RefSeq, a predicted model, not a curated record
AUGUCCAUCCUCACCACCAUCGCCCGCUCUGCUGUCCGCGCACCCCGCCCUGUCGCCCGCGUCCCAGCCGCGUCGCUCUCUCUCGUCGCCCGCGGUGUGCACACCCUUCCCCAGCUUGACUAUCCGUAUAAUGCUCUCGAGCCGCACAUCUCGGGUCAGAUCAUGGAACUCCACCACAAGAAGCACCAUCAGACCUACGUCAACGGUCUGAACGCCGCCGAGGAGGCCUAUGCCAAGACCGACUCCCCCAAGGAGCGCAUCAAGCUCCAGUCCGCCCUUAAAUUCAACGGCGGCGGCCAUAUCAACCACUCUCUCUUCUGGAAGAACCUCGCCCCUGCGGGCCAUGGCGGUGGCGAGCUCUCUGCCGGGCCCCUCAAGGAGAAGAUCGAAGCUGACUUCGGGAGCGUCGAUGCGUUCAAGAAAAAGUUGAACACCGUCACCGCCGCCGUUCAGGGUUCCGGCUGGGGCUGGCUCGGCUACAACCCUGAGACCAAGAAGCUCGAGAUCGUGACCACCCCCAACCAGGACCCUCUCCUCUCCCACGUCCCCAUCAUCGGCAUCGACAUUUGGGAGCACGCCUUCUACCUCCAGUACCAAAACGUCAAGGCCGAUUACUUGACUGCGAUCUGGAACGUCAUCAACUUCAAAGAGGCCGAGCGCCGUUUCCUUGAAGCGAGCAAGUAAGUUCGCGCGUGCGUAUACGACACCCCGGAGUCGGAGAAAAUCUUUGCUGAGGGAGAUGGCGGACUUGGCUGUACAGUACGA